UGAGGGACGACGAUGCCCACUGACUCAUGAUUCAAUUGAUGAUAGACUGCGAGGUAGGAGGCUAAUGAGAGAAGUGCUAGUAGAUUCAGCUUUUUACUUACGUUGAAUAGCUUUUGGUGAGCUCGAAAACGACAGAGCGUCUGACCGACUCUCUGAGACUCUGAUGCAAAUUUGAUGGCUCUCUGGCUUGGACUAAUAAGAGGUGCGAAGGUAGAUUUAGCAAUCAUAUCUCGUAGCGUGGGCUUUAUGGAGAUACGUAGUCUUCCUCGGCAGAGUACGCAUGUCAUCGUCCUGUCCUGUGCUCGAGGUUUGAGGAAAGAACAUGAGGUUUAUCUUCAUCACCCGAUACAUAACCGGAGCCUUUUCUGCCGGAUUUCCGCUAUCCCGGUCCGAGGUGAUGGCUUGUUGCCAGACUCAUGAAUAUGCUUGGUUUUGCCUCUCGGCAGUCUCAGACCUGUCCUCAGGUUUCUCAUAGGACCCAAGGGCCCCACUCUUCCUCAACUUCCCCUUCAACUCUUCCUCAACUCCCCCUUUUGGGACAAGAACGUAGGUAGAAAAUCUCGACUUACGAUUUUUACGAUUUACGGUCUUUCCCUCAAACCUCAGAAGCAAAAAGGCGAGAGAAUAUAGGCUGAGAUGAGAUGACCUCCGUGUGGUUAAAGCCCGCAUCAUCUCUGCAGAGCUUGCGGGGUGAAGACGUGAUGUAGUAACCAACGUAAAACUCAAUGCUCGGUAUCAUCCUAGACAGACCGCACACUUAACGAUUUUCUGAUUUGAUCUAUAAUUAUUAUAUGCAAAUAAUUCGGCUUGCACGUAACAUGGUCACUUAAGAAGUGAUUGAUGUUUGAUUCUUGGGUCAGGUGGGGCCUCGAGUGAUGACUUGUUUGCCGUUGAUAAGUCGCAACGGCUCCCGUUGUCUUUCAGCAAAGUUUUACAAUGUCAAGAAACGUGAUGCUUCCACUGAGUUCAGGAACCGCAGCGCCUACCAUAAUAAGCCGCUCUCGUCCUUUCGAAGAAGGAUGCCGAAAGAACGACAGGGACUUUGGUGGGCGCUAACCAAGAAUCACGAACUAGUCAGGUUACUCCUCGUAUUGCGGCAAAAUGGAGCAGUGUGGUUUGCACACCAGUGUAUCAACAGCCGGUUCAGUAAAGUGUGAGAAAACAAGGUGGAAUCGAAACUCCUGUGAAAUCUGCUGUAUGAUGCGAUGCAUUGAAAUGCAUUUGAACAACUGUGUAUGACACGGUGAUCAACUUCAUAGCACAUUAUUGUACCGAUAUCCUUAGGAGAUCAAAUCUCCAGUGAAGUACGAUUUGAAUCUGCAAAAUUUGAUCAUUCCAACAUCUUCACUGUUUACGCAUGUUCCUUUCCUCAGACAAAUAUUGUUGGACGAUUUGGGUCGCCUGAUUUAUCAUGCUCUCCAAUUCGCGAAUCCUGACUGGACGAAAAGCCGCCGCUUGGAGAAAGCAAUUGGUUUAGAUUUCUGUAGGAACGUG
Molecule: messenger RNA, 1494 nt
Organism: Marchantia polymorpha subsp. ruderalis
Lineage: Eukaryota; Viridiplantae; Streptophyta; Marchantiopsida; Marchantiales; Marchantiaceae
Source: the annotation of a GenBank genome assembly